Molecule: messenger RNA, 2613 nt
Organism: Ophidiomyces ophidiicola
Lineage: Eukaryota; Fungi; Ascomycota; Eurotiomycetes; Onygenales; Onygenaceae
Exons: 6
Coding region: 1-2613 (870 amino acids)
Cellular component (GO): peroxisomal membrane
Molecular function (GO): FAD transmembrane transporter activity; NAD transmembrane transporter activity; coenzyme A transmembrane transporter activity
Source: RefSeq, a predicted model, not a curated record
AUGUCCCAGUCGAACACCGCAGCGGCUCAGAAGCCAAAGGUCGCCGCCAUGGCUGCGCAGCAGAGCGACAACAUUGCGCAUGCCCUGGCUGGCGCCGGCGGAGGAAUCCUGUCUAUGAUCUUGACAGCCCAGGUCGAGUCCAAGCGUGCGCAGUCGUCCACGAUCGACGCUCUACGCCACAUCAUAAAGCGGGAAGGCGUGAAAGGCCUCUAUGCCGGCCUGGAAUCCGCCCUGUUCGGCAUCAGCGUCACCAACUUUGUGUACUACUACUGGUAUGAGUGGACACGUGCUGCCUUCGAGAAGGCUGCCCACAAGUCCGGCCGUGCUUCCAAGAAGCUCACGACCCUGGAAUCAAUGAUCGCUGGUGCUAUUGCCGGCAGCGCGACCGUGAUGAUCACCAACCCCAUCUGGGUCGUGAACACGCGCAUGACCGCGCGCAAGUCUGAUGCCGAAGAGAGUCUCCCCGGAGCGCCGGCCAAGAAGCCCAAGACGACCCUGAAUACCCUGCUUACCCUCCUUCGGGAGGAAGGCCCCAAGGCUCUGUUUUCAGGCGUUCUGCCGGCGUUGAUCCUCGUUAUCAACCCUAUUCUUCAAUAUACGUUCUUCGAGCAGUUGAAGAAUGCGCUGGAGAAGAGGCGCAAGGUUACUCCUACAGACGCCUUCUAUCUGGGCGCGCUGGGCAAGCUGCUUGCGACUAGCAUCACCUACCCAUAUAUCACGGUAAAGAGCAGAAUGCACGUUGCCGCCAAGGAUGGCCCGAAGGAGAGCCUAAACGCAAGCUUGAAGAGAAUUAUCAAGGAAGAGGGCUGGUCUGGUUUAUAUAAGGGUAUCGGACCCAAGGUCAGCCAAAGUGUCCUCACGGCCGCUUUCCUUUUUGCCUUCAAGGAUGUUCUUUACGACACCAUGGUCGCCGCUCGUAGGCGGACCAUUCGCAAGAUUGAUUUUUUUCGGCUGCCUGCCAUCGCUACCCGCCUCCAAGAUCUCGCAUGUUCGCACCGAGUCCCGUCCACCGCCAGCUUGACCUCGACAAUUUCUGCGAUGGACACCAACUUCCUCGUCAACCAUGUCAAUGAGGUGCGAGAUGAGCUUUGGUGCGAUAAGAUCUACAAGGUACUCCAAACAAACAGCCUUUGCGAAUGGGUGUCGACUUUCCAUCCUGACAAGUGUCCCUGUCAAGUCUACGGCAUGUUCCGUCGUGGUUCCUUCAAUGCUGGCGGAAAGAUGGUUUUUAGUGAUGGCACAGCCUGGAUGGUUCGUUUCCCUCGAGGAGGGAAGACCAGCAUUGAUUAUGCUGAUGAGAAAGUUGCUAUGGAAGUCACAACUCUAAGUCUUAUUCGCGAAAAGACUACUAUUCCGGUUCCCAAAGUCCAUGCAUGGGGCGUGGCAGCUGAAAACCCACUUGGUUUAGGCCCAUUCAUUAUGAUGGACUUUAUUGAGGGUUUAUACCUAGAUGACUUUCUCAAAAGUCGCAAUGUUGAAAAACCCACCAACCUCAUGAGGGAGAAUAUCAGGGAUAAUGAGGUUGAAAUCAUCUACAGACAAAUGGCAAAUUAUAUGCUCCAGCUUUUUAAGCUUGAUUUUCACUGCAUUGGUAGCCUACCGUGGCCUGGAGCUGGGUCGAAAUGCACUACUCCACCACGCCCCCUGACAUUCAAGGCACAUACUAUUCUACAAGAUGGAGGAGUCAACACUUUUGGGGACCGACAUCGAAGCUAUGCAACAACAACUGAGUAUUUUUGCUCUAUUUUUGAGCAGGAUUUGGAGCAACUAGUCAAACAGCCCAACACAGUUUAUUAUCUAGAUGAUGGAAAGGCCAAAUAUGAGGCAUUUCACACUCUAAGGUCUCUGAUACCUGAUCUGGCCAUCCUAAGCAAUCUUAUUGUUCGGAGUGAGGAUGAUCUCACUGUUCUUGGAGUUGUUGAUCUUGAAUGGUCAUAUACUGGGCCAGCUCAACUGUUUGGCUCAGUACCAUGGUGGCUUCUUCAAGAUAGACCUAUUAACCCUGAGUGGGAUUAUGAGAAUGGAAAGCCUCCUGAGGUUGCUCCCCGAUACUUCAGGUACCUGGAAUUCUUUGUACGGAUUCUAGAGGAGGAGGAAGCGAAAAUGCCAGGGAAUGAGGAAAAGGAGCUCUCCACACUUGUUAAGUGGUCACAAUCAUCUGGAGCCAUGUGGCUUCACAUGCUUCUCUCAGUUGGUUUUAAUGACGAUCACACCUUUCCAUUUGCACAGCUGCGCGAACAUUUUCAAACCAAAUGGGGACAAUGCCAGAAAGCAGUUAUAAACAUAGAAGAGCGUGACGCGUUUGCUGCGCAGAAGGUACGCGACUCAGAACAUUACGAAGAAAUGUUGGAGAAGGUAGAAGCGGAUAAAGAACUUCUCAGCAGUGGGAAAAUGACAAAGGAAGAAUUUGUCGCAAAUGCUUUAAUGAUAAUAUCCGGGUCCACGAAUAAUAGCUACGAAACCGAAGAAUCCAGGAAGGUUGCACCUAACGGUCAAAAUCAGGACAAACAAAAGAAACAACAGGCUCCAAUGCCGCUCCAGUCUGAACCCGAAUCAUCGUACGAAGAUCAGCCAGAAACCAUAGCGGAACCCCGAGUCUAUAGGCUGCUGUAA